CUUCUCGCUUCACCUGAGGAAAAAUAAAAAGCAGCUGCUUUUACACCGAGUUUCGGGUUGUUUCGGUUUUUUUCGGUGAUGAGACCCGAUUAAAAACAGGGGAAUCCACCAAUGAGGUGUACGAUGACUUCUGGCCGCCGCUAACCAUCACACUCGCACAGAAUUUAAUUUAAACACUCGACAAUGUCUGGCCUGGGUGGUUUGAUUACUGAUAAAGGGGAGGAGGUGGCUGCUGGUCCUGCUGCUGAGCCACAAGUAGAGGAAAGAAGCGAGGAGGAGGAGGAGGAGGAAGUGACCAGCUCUGCUCAUCUGGAGCCGAGUACUUUGCCAUGGCCGGGAGACAAAAACAAGACGCCCCUGUUGGACCAUGAUGAUGGAGUCUGGUCGGAUAAAGCGGCUUCAGAACCCGAAGAGAGGGACACGGGGAUCAGCGGGGGCAGCCAGGAUCUGUCUGAGGAGCAGAGCCAGCCGGAGAGCGACGUAAAGAGUAAAGCCAAGUGGAGGGAGAGCAUGCCCGAGGGUGAGAGGUGGAGGGACGAUGAGAUCGAGGUGCAGCGGGAUGACAAAGGGGACGGCUCACUCGCAGACGACGAAGAGGAGGAGGAGGAGGAAGAAGAAGAGGAGUCCAAGUGGGUCCCGGAGAAAGCCUCUCUGGGUAUCACUCCUCAUGUCAUGAUCGUGUGUCAGUCCGGCAAAGAGGUUCCCGUGGAGAGGAGGCACUUCGUGGAGAAGGACGAAGACAUGGAGCCGCAGAUGGAGCCCGAGCCUGCUGUGCAGUAUUACCCAGAGUGGGUCGAGCAGGACGACAAGACCUACCUGUGCGACCAUCUGUGCAGUGAGAAGCUGAGGCUGGUUUUAGCCACGCUAGCUGCAGCGCUCCUCUUCCCUCUCCUGGUCUGGGGAGGUUACGCCCUCCUUCCGUUCGAAUCGCCGCUGCUGGAGAGCGCCCCCCUCAGGGUGGUGUACACACUGCGCUGCUCAUUCUUCGCCAUCAUCCCCAUCCUGCUCGGUGUGGUGGUGCAGGGCAUCGCUCGGCUGCGUUUCAGCGUCCUGAAGCCCCUCUACCAGAAUAAGCUGGUGGACAGAGACGUGGCGGUGCACUGGCACUACGUCAACGAGUCGCUGGCACUCUUCCUCUUCUUUUUCCUACAACUGGCUGUGAUGGCGACUUACAUCAGCCAGGACCUGCUCAAACUGGUGCCGCUGCUCACCAUCAUAUUUGUGUUCGGCAGGCUCAUCUACUGGCUCUGCCUCUCUCUGGGCAGCAGCAUCCGGGGCCUCGGCUUCGGCUUCUCCUUCCUCCCCAUCCUGGCCAUGCUGGCCGUCAACCUCUACUUUGUCUGCUCGUCGGUGGGACAGGGGUCGGUCUUCGACGUGGCGUCGCCCACGACGGCUCCACCUCCCAGACUGAAGAACUGGUGGGGCUGAAGAGGCGGUGAGGAGCUGGGAGACAGAACCACUGCAGAGACACAACAUCACUCACAACCCGCUCGGCUCUCUCUGCGUCCUCUAAAGUUGUAACCCUCAAGGUUUCAGUCCCGGUUGGUUUGGCGACACCUGCAGUUACCAUGGUAACAGCGAGCCCGUUUUUUUUUACUCCAGCGAACACUCCUCGACUUCAGGAGACACAACAGAGGAGCGGCUGGUGUGUCUGUUUACAGAGCAGCCAGUUUAAUGAAGAAGCCAAUCAGUCGGCUUAACCUGAUUCAACCAAAAACUUACAAUAAUCUGCAAAUGAAAACGUUUUGUUUACACAUUUAUGCCAACCACAGUGACGAAUAUGUUGUUUUAUAUUUGGAAUAACUAAAUCCAGCUCUUGUCUGAAGAGCAGCUGAGUGAAACCUAAACAGUGAGACUGCCUCCGAUGAAAUAAAAUCACUGGAUUGUAUACUGACGUCUCCCUAAAUGUUUCUCUGGGAACGACUAGCGACGAAAACGAGGACAUUUCUGCGUGUAAAUAUAUCGACCAUCAGAAACGAGGUCUGAUUUCAUUGAAAUCUUUCCAACUGUUCGAUGUUUUCUUCCUUCUUGUGGGUGAAGCUUGAAUCUUACACAAAACUGUUCACCUGGUAGUUUGAGAUAAAGUCUAAAAAGUUUACGUAAAGUUCUUAUCUGCUCGCAAAUCAAAACUACAGCGAUUUCACAGCAUGUUUACUAAUUUUGUCCCGUUUAUCUUCCGUUAGACACUUUCAAACAGCCUCUAACUCAUUUCUGUUUGGAGCUGAUGACGUUUGAGGCCAAAGAGUUUAUGAUCCAGUGUUUGGAUGUGAUGCAGCAAAUCAAGCGAAAUAUUUAAAAAAAAAAACAUUAAAGCCUGAACAAGCUCCUAAUAUUUAAGGGUGAUAUUAGAUUUUUUUUUUUUUUACAUUAGCAUCAAGUUGUUUUUAUGAAUUCUAUGAUUUUUUUUAUUUCGUCUGUGCCUCUGAUAAUCGUUCAACUUUAUAUUUAUAACUGAGACUGUUUAAUGCAUCUUUGUUUUAUUGAUCAAAGGCUUUUCUUUGUUUAUAGCGCCGUCGACUGCUUUGCUAUUUUUGGAUGGUCUCUCUUCUUUCUGUUGAAGGAACUUUGUGUUUUUUUCAGUCUGUGAAUGACGAGUAUUUAAAGUAAGUAUGAUCAAUAUUUGGGGCCUUGAAUGAACUCAAUAAAGCUUCACUAUGAAACAUC
Molecule: messenger RNA, 2664 nt
Organism: Stegastes partitus (bicolor damselfish)
Lineage: Eukaryota; Metazoa; Chordata; Actinopteri; Pomacentridae
Product: transmembrane protein 79-like
Exons: 5
Coding region: 184-1428 (414 amino acids)
Biological process (GO): regulated exocytosis
Cellular component (GO): lysosomal membrane; trans-Golgi network membrane
Source: RefSeq, a predicted model, not a curated record